Molecule: messenger RNA, 1408 nt
Organism: Eurytemora carolleeae
Lineage: Eukaryota; Metazoa; Arthropoda; Copepoda; Calanoida; Temoridae
Product: glycoprotein 3-alpha-L-fucosyltransferase A
Exons: 13
Coding region: 160-1104 (314 amino acids)
Cellular component (GO): membrane
Molecular function (GO): alpha-(1->3)-fucosyltransferase activity
Source: RefSeq, a predicted model, not a curated record
GGCACAACAAAAUAUAUUUUGUAUUAUACCAAGUUAUUUUCUUCCGAUAACUUUGGAUUUGGAUUUGGACAAAGUCCUUUUAUUGUCAACAAUUGUUCAUGGAGUGAUUGCUAUAUUACUGACAACAAAUUGUUAUUACCUGAAAUAACAGAUUUUGAUAUGUUAAUAUUCCACUCAGCAAAUAUUAAAGAUGAUCAGGUAGGUGAAUUCGAACUCGGCCAAUGUUUAUCUGGUAUGCUGGAACCCCUAGCAUGUCUUGCCGCGGUGCUUGGUCUAGAAAUUGUACAGAUCCACGAGAGUCCUGCAGUGUACAGAAGUCCAGAACAGUUGUAUGUAUACUUCAGCCAUGAGUCUCCUAUUUAUGAUAAUCUGAAUGGAUUUGAAAACCGGUUCCAAUCAUUCUUUAACUUAACAAUGACUUAUCGAAGAGACUCAGAUUUUGUUGUGCCAUAUGGAGAAACAAUUCGUAGAAAAAAACCUGAAGAAUCUGAAGGAAAAAUAAAUCUAAAAGAAAUGAAUGCCAGCAGAAUAGAUGAUAGAAAAAUGAUAGCCUGGGUAGUUUCUCACUGUCAAACAAAUUCACAGAGGGAAAAAUAUGUGGAGGAAUUGCGAAAAUGGAUUCCUGUAGAUCAAUAUGGUAAAUGCUCUGAAAAUGAAUGUGAUGAUAAUUGUUAUGGCAAUCUCGGAGCUCAGUACAAAUUCUACCUUUCGUUUGAAAAUUCCCUUUGCAAGGAUUAUAUCACAGAAAAGUUCUGGAACGCUUUAGGAAUAAUAUUUGAAUUAUUUCUUUUUACUGCAGGGGCCGGAGACUAUAAUAAUGCAGCACCUCCAAACUCAUUUAUAAACACUCAGGAUUUUAAAUCUCCUAAAGAAUUGGCGCAUUAUCUUCUAAAACUGGAUAAAAACGUAGAGGAAUAUAAUAAAUAUCUAGACUGGAAGACGACGUAUGCAAUUAAAUCAAACCUUUUCCCAACAAUUGGAGAGAAGUUAUGUGAAUUAUGCGCAAGAGUACAUAAACAAGAAAAUAAAGUUUAUUCAAAUUUCGGAGACUGGUGGGAGAAAGAUGUAUGCUCGAGUCCUACUUGGAAUGAAGACGACAGCUGAGUGGAAGCAAAUAUUUUUGGAUACAAUUUGAAUAUUAGAUGAGUCACAAAGAAUUUGAAGCUAAGAGGUCCCUGUUCUCCCCUAUCAAAUCCACCUUCCCUGCCAAAACCAUUCACCACCAGAAUACCAGAAUGUUUUUUCUUAUCUUUUUUUAGAGCAACAGGGGAGCUGAUACGAAAACAGCUACAGCUAUAUAUAGCAGUUCUCCAGAUGAAAAACAUAAACUAAUUAAUCUACCCUUGUAAUAAUGACCUAUCUCAUUUAAUGUUAUGUUUUUGUCUUAAUAAAAAAAAUUUGAUUUUGA